Molecule: messenger RNA, 861 nt
Organism: Lodderomyces elongisporus
Lineage: Eukaryota; Fungi; Ascomycota; Pichiomycetes; Serinales; Debaryomycetaceae
Gene: MRPL10
Product: mitochondrial 54S ribosomal protein uL15m
Exons: 1
Coding region: 1-861 (286 amino acids)
Biological process (GO): translation
Cellular component (GO): mitochondrial large ribosomal subunit
Molecular function (GO): structural constituent of ribosome
Source: RefSeq, a predicted model, not a curated record
AUGAUUGCCUCGAGUCUGCUUAUAGGCUUUUCAAAGCCCAUCAUGAAUGUGACUAAAAAUUCCAUGAGAAGUCUAGGGUACUUGGGCCGUUUAGAACCAAGCGAAGGUUCCGUCAAGGGAUACAAGCGUUUAGGUCGUGGUGCUUCUUCGGACAAAGGUAAAACCUCUGGACGUGGUCAAAAGGGUCAAAAAGCUAGAGGAAAAGUGCCAUUUUUGUUUGAAGGUGGUCAAACACCACUUUAUAAGAGACUUCCAUUUUACGGAUUCAGCAAUGCUCAUAAUGCCAUGGACUAUCACAAGGUCAGAUUAGACAAGAUCCAGGAUUAUUGGAACAACGGGAAAAUACCCCUCAAAGAGGGCGAGACUUUGACAAUCAAGGUGAUGAGAGAUUGCGGGUUGAUCACGGGGUCGAUAAAGGACGGAGUUAAACUUUAUGCACUGAAGGGAUCCACUUUUAACGUACCAUUGAAUAUCGAGGCAUCAAAGGCAACAAUUCCAGCAAUCGAGCAAAUAGAGGCGGCAAAUGUGACAUUCACUGCAAGAUAUUUCACGAAUUUGGGACUUAGGGCCCACCUCGACCCUGAAAAGUUUUUGCUUAGAAAAGGUUAUGUUCCAUUACCAGCUAGACCCACAUCCCAAAAAGAUAUUCAAUACUAUAGCGAUCCUGAAAAAAGGGGAUACUUGGCCAAGGAUGAGUCUAUAUUAGCAGAGCCAUUGAGGAUUGCACGUGAAGAGUACGAUAAUCGUAAAGCAAAGAAAGUUGUUUCCAAAUUCAAAUCUCUUGAGGAGCAAUUACAAGAUGCCUCAUCAACCGCUUUCAGGGCUACAAAUAGAACAGUGAGCGUGAAUGAUCUUAACUAA